Molecule: messenger RNA, 3855 nt
Organism: Fundulus heteroclitus (mummichog)
Lineage: Eukaryota; Metazoa; Chordata; Actinopteri; Cyprinodontiformes; Fundulidae
Product: voltage-dependent calcium channel beta subunit-associated regulatory protein
Exons: 10
Coding region: 343-3309 (988 amino acids)
Biological process (GO): negative regulation of calcium ion-dependent exocytosis; negative regulation of voltage-gated calcium channel activity
Cellular component (GO): secretory granule; plasma membrane
Molecular function (GO): transmembrane transporter binding
Source: RefSeq, a predicted model, not a curated record
CCCUCUCCCCCCUAUCUGCACACACGGAGCGGAGGGCAGCUUCUCCAGCACCUCCCGUGGAUCCAACACAUCUGGAGCCCCUCAUCGCCAACUCAAACGUCAGGCUUUUAUGCAGUACCCCUCCUCCUCCUCCUCCUCCUCCUCUUCCUCCCGCUGAUGGUAUUUAUAAAGAUUCAAACACCCUGAGUGUGAUUGAAGUGCUGGGAGCCAGGAAGUGUCCGUCUGAGCUCCAAACGCCCAUCUGCCAGGACGACAAACCGAUGAAGAGAGAAUGUGACAUGCUAUCAAAUCCUGGAUUAUCUUUUAUCGGCAUAUAGGGCCUCGCUCACUCUGACCUGGACCAUGAGCAAUGAUCUGCCUGUUCUGACGAGUCUGACCGAGAACUCCACUCGACAGGAUGUGCCCGUGUCGGCCGGCCAGGUGGAGAACUACGUGCUGCUGCUGGUGCUGCUGAGCGUCUUCGCCGGGGGGACGCUGGUCCUGCUCUCCCUGCUGCUGCUCUUCUGCCACCGCUGCUGCUUGGGCGGACGACGCUACUCCAGAGCGAGCGAUGACCCUGAGAAGACAAACACGACUUACGCCGAGGAUUCUCAGCCCACACAAGAGAUCACAAUUCGCCUGGAUGAAUCAGACGCUCUCUCGGCGUCGAGCUGUCACGAUGGCGAGUCGGACCGAUUCGUUUCCACUGGCUCCACUGGCCGCAGAGUCUCCUUCAAUGAGUCUGCUCUGUAUGAACAGGACAAAAACCCUCAGGAGAAAGGACGCAGGUACACACUCACUGAAGGAGACUUCCAUCACCUGAAGAAGGCCCGGCUGACCCACCUCCACCUCCCUCCAGCUCCAUGUGACCUGAAGAUACUGACCAUAAUGGAGUGUGACUCCACAGAGAGCAGCACCAUCAACAUCAGUGAAACUGCAGCUCCCAAACUGCCCCUCAGCAUCUACCAGCCCGCUGAGAGGAGAGUCUCUGACUGGAUGGCACAGAGCAUGAGUGGAGGACUGCCUGGAGAUCCACAUCACUCCACUGUCCUGGACCGGGGAGACAGACAGUCCUCCUCGGCCCUGAAAACCCAGCGCUCCCAGACUAUGGAGGCCAUCGGGGACAGGGACGAGGACGACGGCGAGCUGGGACCGAGGGGAGAGUCCACGCAAGCUCCGGGUACGACUUCCGUCCUGCAGUUCUUCUCCAAGCUGCGGCGGCACGCCAGCCUGGAGGGGGCCGGGCCUUACUUCAGGAGGUGGAAGUUCGACACCAGCCACCGGGCCGCCAGUCUGGAUGCCAAAGGAUCCCCGAAGAGAAAGCCUUUUCAGAGACAGCGAGCGGCGAGCGAAACCACCGAUCACACCGACGAGGACUCCUCUCCUUUCCGCGACGACGCCUUCGAAUCUUUCCCGCCUGUUGCCAUCCAGACCAGCGGCCUCCAGUCCCUCUCUGCAGAGUCUCUGCCCCGUCCUGAAACCGCUCCUACGUCCUCCGUCUUCCUCAGCAGGCUGAAACUGGAGGCCAUGGUGGAGGUCGGCACCAGGAGAGAGGAGCUCAGUCUCCCACCGGAUCCUGCUCUGGGACAGGCUGAGAUCUCAGUCAAUGGAACCGGAGUGGAGCAAGAAACCGCGUUCGGAGCGUCGAUAGCUACCAAAGCGACGAGACACGAGUUGGAGUCUGCAGAAGACGACAACCUGUUUGGCUCAGAACCAGAAGCCGCCAUCCAGGACAGGUUUGAAGACUCGUUGAGAACGUCUGAGGGAGCAAAGACAGACGUCGGCACGGCUGAUGCGAGCAAAAGGAGCGACGCGGAGACAGACGAGGGAGACGAGGCGGGGUUGGGAGCCGUAGCCAGAAGGAGGACGGACUCGGGCUCGUCUCUGUCUUUCAUGAUCCGCCAGGAGAGCUCAGAAGCGCCUCCGUCCCUCUACAGAGACAUCUGGAGCUUGAGAGCCUCUCUGGAGCAAUACGCCUCGUCAGAUCAGAGCAGCACAGACCGGGAGUCGGUGCGCAGCGACGCCGACAGCGUCUCGUCCUUCGGUGGCGCAGGAGCUCGUUCGGGCUUGGACACCUGCUUGUCACAAGACCUAGAUGAUGAGCCCGAAGGAGACGGCGAGUUGGAAGGAGGGACCAGAGGGGCGUCGGGGGGAGAUGGUGAGACGGGCAAUGCAGCUGGAGGAGAGGUGGAGGGAGGAAACAGGAAGCUCCUUCAAAUGGACAGUGGUUAUGCCUCCAUAGAGGCGCCACCCAGGGCCCCAGAAGACAUGAGGCUGUUUGGAACUCCAGGGGCCGCUCGGGGGAGGACGGCGUCUGAGAGGAGGCUAUUUUUCACCAGCUCUGGGAGAAAAGGUUCAGUGUGUGAGAGCGUGGACACCAAGCUGUUCCAGGAGGAGCUGGAGGACCAGAUGGCCCUCAGCGCAGACACAGAGGGAAGCCUGAAGCAGAAAUCGCAAGGCGGCGGCGGUCUUUCUCAUACCCUCCAAGAGCCAUAUCAGCUGCUGAAAUCCCUCCAUCCUCAGAAAGUCCCAGAAACACAGAGUCAGCUCAUUUCCCCGCUGGUGAGCCCGCUCCCACAGCCGCCCAGUCCGCACCGAUCCCGCCUCCGCCGGCGCGACUACAGCAUCGACGAGAAGACGGACGCUCUCUUCAACGAGUUCCUCCGUCACGAUCCACGCUUCGAUCAGCAGGACUCUCCUUUGCGCUCCAGGCACAGGUCCAGGGUUCACCUGCGCAAGCAGUGGCAGAGACACAAGCAAUACAGCGACCCGGGCUCGGCGUCCGGGGGGAGGUACUCGCCGUCUUUGGAGAGGCAGAGGUUCACCCCGCUGAGGAGGGGCGACAGUGCCGGGUACCCGCUGGACACCAGGUACCACAGCACCCUGUCGCGGAUAGCAAGCGCCGCCGACGAAGAAGCCAGCGAGGUCGCGGCCUCCGAGGAGGCGGCUCAGGAGCGAGCAGAAGACCCGGCGGGGGGGAGAGCUGCGGGGAGCGCAGCCGGCAAAACGUCCGAAGGAGCGGACCCGACGAGAAGCGCCUCCGCAGAGUUGUCUGGUGAGACCGGUGGCUGCCAGGUGUCCACAAACAAGGAGGCGAGAAGCACGAGCAGCUCUGUGGGAGCACAAGGGAGCCACAUGGACCCGAGGGUGGACAACAGGAACAACAACAGCAGUCAGGCCAUCCUAUCAGAGGCGAGCCUGACGGACAAACUGGUGGCGUCAGUGGACGACAGGCUCUACGGCGGGCUGCGGAGCGCGGAGAAGCCCCAACAAGCAGGAUCCGAGGUCAUGGUGACGCACACUGCCUCACCUGGCUCCAAUCCCACAUAAUCCUCCGCCAUCGUGUUCACGGUGAAACCACAACAAAUCAAGCACCAUCAUGCGUUAGACGCGGUGUCAGACAUCUCCAGCAGCAUCACCUGAACUGCCACUGUGACGUCCGUCUUUCCCCUGAGCAGAAAACCCAUCGCAGACGUUUAAAGAUGUAGACGCAUCUUUAGAGGGACGUGGUUAUUUUCUAACUCACCUGUGACUUUUUAGCAUGCUACUAAGAGUCCAAAAUAUGUGUGUUUGUGAAUAAUGUACAGUUUUAACUUCAACGAGCACCUUGAACGGAUGAAAGCUACCGCUGGUGUUUGUCAGCCAUUUCUCUCAUUUCCCUGUCCUCCUCAAGUGUCCUUGUUCGUCUCCGCCGCCGUCAGAGUGAAUGGUCGUGUGAGAGCGGUCGUCUCCACAUUUACGCGAUACGGUGCCCCGCAAAUGUAUUCACACCCCUCUGAGCUUUUUACACAUACUUACCACUACAUUGUAUGCAUUGGGGUGGACUUUUAUGUGAUAGACAAACACAAAGUAGCGCAAAAUUAUAAAUUAGAGGAC